Molecule: messenger RNA, 357 nt
Organism: Protopolystoma xenopodis
Lineage: Eukaryota; Metazoa; Platyhelminthes; Monogenea; Polystomatidea; Polystomatidae
Source: the annotation of a GenBank genome assembly
AUGAUGACAAUUCACCGUAUUGCUGAUACCGGCCCUGGUGCCUCCGGUUCUGGUGGAACGACAUCUGGCGGUUCGGGGAGCACCGGUGUAGGAGCUCAAAGCAGUGGCCCUGCAUUAUCCGCAGCAUCAAGCGCCGCAGCUCUCAUUGCUGCGGCUGCGGCCUCGUCAAUGAAUGGGGCAACUCCGAGCGAAAUAAGUGGUGCUUCAUGUAUUCUCGAAGAGCUAGUUCGUAUGGGACGGCGUACUGACUCAGGGGAGUCUUCGGUUCGACAUCAGAAGCGACGUCGAGGACAAACGACUAUCAUCCAAACAGGAAGAACGUCUAGGAAAUACGGUGCCUAUCAUUUAUUUUUUUGA